AUGAGCUUUGAGGACGUGCAUCAUGUGCAGGAAUGUGCGCCAGAGAAGGAGCUUCAGACCAUUCCAAGGCAACUGCCACCACUUCAAAGUAGAUGGAUUCCACCUGCUGACCUCGAUUUGGAUUGGCAACAUCAUCCUGAGCUUCGAUCGCACAACACUUCCUCUGUUCCAAGCUUAAAAGUCCAAUCAAACCCCUCGAUGGCCUCCAUGCCGAUCAUCCACAACGUGCCUAACUUCGACCGGCCCUCCGCCUAUGCGGCCGCGCUGCGAAUUGGACCCCGUGGUCCCGUGCCGUGCGGAUCGAGCGCGUCGCAGAGCUCCGUGCCGUCGCAGCGCGGCGCUUCCUCGAAGUCGUCGACGAAGUCGCAGAGCUCGGCGGACAGACGUCGCCGGCCCCUGGCGUCGCCGAUUGACCAGGCCAUCCGGCGAGAGCUCGUCGGGGACGGCAUCGCUUUGGAAGAAGUGGUGGCCAAUAAGCGCUCCUCGGGAUGGGCGGUGAAACAGAGGCAAGCACAGAGAAAUGAUUUGGGCCACUUCUGCUAUGGCUGCAAGCAAUUACUGCGGGACCUAAAUGAAGAGGUCACUGUUUGGACAGGUGCAGCCAUUUAUCGGCGUUUUCAUCCAGCUUGUGCAGCGUCUUAUAUGCUUCGUGCGGAUGGAUCAGCUGAUAGGCAGACCGGAGACAUUGUCGAAGGCUACGCUGAUGGUUGGCGGGCUCCCAAGGAGUAUGUCAGGCCAGUAGAGGCAGCUCGGCAAUGGCUUCUUUCGGAGGACCAACGAGCUUGGGGGUCUUUGCGCGGGGACCUCUUCACUACAGUGACAGUCACUGAAAACGGCAAGAAGAAGGCAGUUCCUGGGCUUUCGCACGACCAGCUGAGAAUUCUUCAAAACAAGCACCGUUGGGUCGAGGAUUCACAUCUUGCCGAGCCAAUCGAAUGCGCGAUUUGCUUUUGCGCGCCAGGCUCUGCAUUGUGCAUUCGGCUUCCCUGUGCUCCUCAGCAUGUGUUUCACAUGAGCUGCGUCUUGCCCUGGCUGAAGAAGGCCUCUUUGUGUCCAACGUGUCGCAAAGACUUGCGGGCGCCAUGGUCGAAGCGUCGGGGAGCUUUGCUGGCUCUUGGCCUGGCGAUCUCAGCCAUCUGCAGUGUCGCGUGGCGCACGACGACCACUGAAUUCGGUGGGCGCUUUGACCCGGCCACAUUGUCUGUCGGGGACUUGCUGCGGAUGUUUACGGAGACCCGGGAGUACCUCUAUGCCUCCGGCUGGCGAGAACAAGAUGGAACCUUCGUUCCUCGCGGCCAGAGGCUUGGUGAGCCAAAGGCUAGCACACCCAGGCAAUUUGAAAUGAAAAGGUUUACUGAGCGCGUAUCCAAGAAGAAUGCUUGCGGUGCUGGCAUCAGAGAUGUCAUGCACUUCACGGCGCAGCUCCCCGACGUGGACGCGCAGUACGUCAUGGAGGCGCUGACCAAUCCAGGGUUUACCAAUUGGAACCCCUCGCUUCAUUUCGUCAUGUUCCGACGGCAUCGGAGGCUCCCUUUGGACGCGAACCUCAAGGACACCUUUACACCCGAGGAGAUGGAGGUGAAAGGUGGCUACCGAUCCUUGGAGCAAAGCAGGAAGACCAUCGACGUGUCUGCUCAGGUUGCGGAGAUUCAGAUCCCUCGUGUUGUUCAGAAGGCCGCCGGCCGGCGCUUCACUUCGGACUUCAUCGCCGUGCGCUAUGAUUGCAAAGCCAACCGUGGCUUUUCGAUCGCGACGUCCGUGGGGACCGAGGCAGUGGCGGAAGCAGCUGGCGUCCGAAAGCAACAGGAUCUUUGUCUCACUUCGAUCAUGGUCGCACCAGGUGUCAAUUCAAGUGAUACGACAGCUCCUUGA
Messenger RNA from Durusdinium trenchii, 1872 nucleotides. NCBI's taxonomy places the organism in Eukaryota, Dinophyceae, Suessiales, Symbiodiniaceae. The record is from the annotation of a GenBank genome assembly.